Messenger RNA from Drosophila busckii, 1624 nucleotides. Its product is annotated as cytochrome P450 4e3-like. The transcript is spliced from 7 exons. The record is from RefSeq and is a predicted model, not a curated record. NCBI's taxonomy places the organism in Eukaryota, Metazoa, Arthropoda, Insecta, Diptera, Drosophilidae. The coding region runs from base 59 to 1624 and encodes 521 amino acids. Gene Ontology annotation, molecular function: iron ion binding; oxidoreductase activity, acting on paired donors, with incorporation or reduction of molecular oxygen; monooxygenase activity.
UGCAACUGCAGUCGAUUGCAUUCAGUUUACUCGCAUCAUCGGCCGUGUUAAGUGAACGAUGCUCCUGUUUGCAUUUAUUGUAGUUUUGUUGCUUUGUUGUGUUUUAUACGCGGGUCGCUAUAAUCGUGUCAUAAGGCACAUCGAUGGACAGUUUCCAGGUCCAACGCCAUGGCCCAUAGUUGGCAACGUGCUGCAACUUGGCCUCACACCCGAAGCGUAUUUCAGAGCGUUUCAGAGGUGGUUCAAGCAGUUUGAUUACAAGAACUUUCGCGUCUGGGCGGGUCCGCUGCCCUAUGUGUUCUUCAUGGACACUAAAUACGUGGAGCAUAUACUGAGCAACACAGCGUUGACUUAUAAGUACGAUCCGUACAACUUGCUAUAUCCCUUUCUGGGCAGUGGCCUAUUGACGUCCAAUGGUCAGCAGUGGGCGCAGCGGCGUAAGCUGAUAACACCCUCAUUUCACUUUCGCAUCCUUAAGGACUUUCUGCAAGUGAUGAACGAGACUAGCGCGCGUUUUAUGACGCUGCUGGCAACGGAAUCAGCAGCAGCGCAGGAUUCUGUGCUGGACAUUCAGCAUCUAGUAGCCAAAAGCACCAUCGAUGUUAUUUGUGAGACUGCAAUGGGCACAAGAGUAAACUGCAUUGAGGGCGAAAACUCGCCCAUUGUGCUGGGCAUUGAGACAUUGUGCUGUGUGCUAUCGGAACGCGUGUUAUCCUUAUUCAAGCGACAGGAAAUUAUCUACAAAUGCACAUCCUUGUACAGGCAACAGCAGCGGAGCUUGACUACGCUACGCUACGAGUUUGCCAGAAUAAUUGAGCAGCGUCGUGAGCUGAUCAAGACUAUGCACACUGAGCCUGAGCAAGACGAUGAUCUAGAUAUAAAGCGACCCAAAAUGGCAUUUCUGGAUAAUUUGCUUACAGCCAGCGUGGAGGGCAAACCUUUGAGCUUUGAGGAAAUCUUCGAGGAAGUUUGCACGUUCAUGUUUGAGGGUCAUGAUACUACCGCCUCGGCUAUAACGUUUGCCAUUUACUGCUUGGGCAUGUCGCCGGCGGCACAGCAGCGCGCAUUUGAGGAACAGCAGCAAAUCUUUGGCAGCGCUCAAGAUCGCCAUCCCAGCUACGAGCAGCUGCAGAACAUGCACUAUUUGGAUUUGGUAAUCAAGGAAACUUUGCGCAUAUUUCCCAGCGUGCCUUUCAUAUUUCGCACAGCGCGCGAACCAACUGUCAUUGUGGACAAAUAUAUACCACAGGGCACCACCAUGGCGCUGGCUAUUGUUGCCAUUGGGCACAGUCAUCACAGCUUUGAUGAGCCCUUUGAAUUUCGACCCGAACGCUUUGAGCCCGCCGAGCGAACUCGCACGCAGGCCAAUGCAUUUGACAAUGUGCCCUUCAGUGCAGGUCCGCGCAAUUGCAUUGGGCAGAAAUUUGCGCUGCUGGAGCUUAAGGUGACGCUAUCGAAGCUGCUGCGCAGAUUUCGCAUUUUGCCUGCGCCACUUUCCACACAGAGCAUUGCUCAGGUAUUUGAGGCAAAGUACAGACCUGGUCCACAGGAGCUGAAGCUGUUUCUGCCAUUAACACUCAAAUCCUUGAGCGGAGUGCAUGUUCGCUUGCUGAAGCGCGCGUAA